Molecule: messenger RNA, 4246 nt
Organism: Hippocampus zosterae (dwarf seahorse)
Lineage: Eukaryota; Metazoa; Chordata; Actinopteri; Syngnathiformes; Syngnathidae
Product: matrix metalloproteinase-17-like
Exons: 10
Coding region: 440-2179 (579 amino acids)
Biological process (GO): collagen catabolic process; extracellular matrix organization; proteolysis
Cellular component (GO): extracellular matrix
Molecular function (GO): metalloendopeptidase activity; zinc ion binding
Source: RefSeq, a predicted model, not a curated record
AGCGUGUAUUGUGCAGCUGCUUGCUUACUUGGAGCAGAGCUGCCUAUGCCUGCCUGGGGCCACUCCGGUGAUGAGGAGAGCACGACAGCACGUAUCUCGUUGGAUCGUUACCCCGUCCGGAAUAUUUUUUUUCUUCUUUGUAUCAUCAGUUAUCGCUCAUUAAAACUCCCCACGACCCCACGAACAGGUGCAAUGCAUGGCACCUGUUUCAUGGCUUGUAUGUGUUUGCUUUCCACAGUGAGGUAGACUGUUUGUUUUGGGACAUUUUUACCCUCUAGUUGCGGGACUUUGUUUUUGUUGUUGUUGUUUUUUUUCUCUUCAUCUCACUGGAUGCUUCCUCCCGGGUUGUCGCUCCAGCUCUGCGGUAGCAACCGGCUUUGAAGGGCGUGAAUUCCUUUUUGUGGCUUUGACCAAGUGGACGUGGAAUAUAUGUGCGGAGAUGCUGCUUCUGGUGCCCAUGUUGUGGCUGCUGCCUCUGAGCCGAGCGGCUCCCCCGCGGGCCGGUCGGGAGGACACCGGGGUGGACUGGCUGAGCAAGUUUGGUUACCUACCACCCCCAGACCCUGUGACUGGCCAGCUUCAGACCAAGGAGGCCCUGACUAAGGCCAUCAAAGCCAUGCAGAGGUUCGGAGGACUCAAGGAGACUGGAGUAUUUGAUGAAGCCACAUUGGGACUCAUGAAAACCCCCAGAUGUUCUCUGCCAGAUGUGCCUGCGGCUGAGGGGUCAGUGGGCCGCAUGAGACGCAGCCUGAACACUCCAAACAAAUGGACAAAGAGGCAUCUAUCUUGGAGAGUGAGGACGUUCCCAAAGGACUCGGCUUUACUGGGAAGGGACACGGUUCGCGCCCUCAUGCAUUACGCCUUGAAGGUCUGGAGUGACAUCGCGCCUCUCAACUUCCACGAGGUGGCAGGAAGCGACGCCGACAUUCAGAUCGAUUUCACUAAGGCCGACCACAAUGACGGCUAUCCCUUUGACGGGCCCGGAGGCACCGUGGCCCACGCUUUUUUUCCUGGAGAGAGAUUCACAGCUGGAGAUACGCACUUUGAUGAUGAUGAGGCGUGGACCUUCCGAUCGCCAGACUCUCACGGAAUGGACCUGUUUGCGGUCGCCGUCCACGAGUUUGGUCACGCCAUCGGCCUAGUCCACACCUCAGCCAUGGAGUCCAUCAUGAGACCGUACUAUCAGGGUCCUGUUGGAGACCCUCUGAAAUACGACUUACCCUAUGAAGACAAGGUCCGCGUCUGGCAGCUCUAUGGUGUCAGAGACUCGGUGUCCCACACCACUCAACCCGGCAAUCCCUCCCAGACAGCAGAACCUCCAGUUCUGCUGGACCUCCCAGAAAACAGAUCAUCUGUCUUGCUGGUGCGAAAUUCCCCAGACAGAUGCACUGGUCACUUUGAUGCCAUUGCCCAAAUUCGAGGGGAGGCCUUCUUUUUCAAAGGAAAAUACUUCUGGCGCCUAACACGAGAGAAGAACCUGGUGUCUCUGCGUCCGGCUCAGAUCCAUCGAUUCUGGAGAGGCCUUCCGCCCAACAUCGACAGCGUGGACGCCGUUUACGAGAGGCCCGCCGAUCACAAAAUCGUUUUCCUUAAAGGGCUUAAAUACUGGGUAUUUAAAGACAAUAUCGUGGAGGAGGGUUACCCGCGUCCGAUCAGCGACUUCGGCCUGCCUUUGGAGAGCGUGGACGCGGCCUUUGUGUGGCUCCACAACGAGAAGACCUACUUCUUCAAGGACAGCCGCUACUGGCGCUACGACGACCACCUGAGACGUAUGGAUCAGGGCUACCCAAAGGACAGCACGCUGUGGAAGGGGCUCCCGCCGCACUUGGAUGAUGCCAUGAGGUGGUCAGACGGUUCGUCUUACUUCUUCAAAGGGACGGAGUACUGGCGCGUGCCGAACAGCGACAUGGAGGUGGAGGCGGACUACCCACGCCUCAUCGCUAAAGACUGGCUGCUGUGCACAGACAUGCAGUCGGACUCGCCGGGCGCAGAGGCCAAGAGCACCGAGAGCCGGGUCAACGUACCCCCUCGCCCCGAUCACGCCGAGAACGGCUAUGAGGUUUGCUCCUGUACCUCGGACGGCGCCUCGCCUUUAGGGGCCCGGCCCUCCCCGUUACCCUUGUGGCUGCUGCCGCCUCUUUGGACGCUCUCGUUGGCCCGCUGCCCUCUACUGCUAUGAUGCCAAAACACAGGAAGUACUAUUGAGUGACUGGUAGACAUCCAGCUUCCGUUCAAACACGGAAUAUUCUCUUUAUAUUAGUACUCAUUGCUGUACUUUUUGCUCUCGUUUCUCUCUUAUUUAUUUCUCAAGCCAUGUGAUGUUUCUCAAAGCCUUGCAGUGUAUAUUGUACAUACGAUACAGUUACCAUCCUGGUGAACUGUAAUCCAUUCCUCAUACAGGCAAACAUAGUUAAUGCUUUAAAAAAUGAGACGAUAUGAAGUCUUGGAGCAGCGACGUAAAGAAUUUAAUUACAUGAAACGAAUUCAGAGUGAGGAGGGACAUUUAGAAUGCAGACACGGCAGCUGGCAGUUUGACCUUUUUCAAAAGACGCAAUGUGCGAUUGCUAAAUCCAAUUAAUAAAAAGGCAACAGGGCUCAAGACAGGAAAUUAUAUUGGACUUUGGCCACACCGGUUUCACUUAAGAUCACUUUGAAAAUUGUUAUUCUCCUCGAGGUACAACCACCUCUGCAACGCCUCCACAAAUUCAAAUGUUAUAAUAACAUUCCUAAUAUAUUGAUAGUGGACAAAGUGUUAAGACUGUAACACAUCCAUGUUUCAAUUCAAUGUUCAACAGGGACCACCUGUGCCUAUGCGAUUUCCGUUUAUUCUAAAAUAUGAUGAUAUCAACGAUUAUUUUAAUAACCGAUUAAUCAAUGACUCAGACAAGAAAAUCUUCUUUCCAAUACAUUUUUUAUUCAAAAACACAACAUGAUUUCAAAUUGACCCUGAAGAAAUUGCACAUACAAAUGCCUUUUGAUUCAGUGACUGAUUUGAUCCGUAGCACGAGUACAAGUAAAUGUUUUGUCGUUGACUCAACACAAAUAAUCAGUCUGUUUUUAUGUACGACUACAGAAAACAUAUGGAAUUUACUGUCGAGAAGCUGAAAUUUCAAGCAUUGAUUAUAAAAAUGGAUCCAAAGGCCGCAUCCAUCAUUCCCCAAAAUGAUCAGUUAAUUUCAUGAUCGAUGAGUUUAAUCUUAGGCAAGAGUAAUAAUGGAUAGUAGUGAACGUCUAUGAGAAGAAAAACAACAGGAUAAUGCGCAUAAUUCACUUCUGUGAUCUUAGUUGUUGUUGUCGCACCUCCCUUGCUAUGGGCGACAUUAACGUUUUUCAUUAAAGCCUCCCCCAUGCCAUAAAAGGACAUUGCCAGCCCUCAGUCUCGCAUGUAUGGACAAUAAAGGUCUUCCUGUUGCUCAUACAAGUACAUGAAAAAGCCUUUCUGCAAUAUAAGGAAUUCAAAAGUUCUCAGUUGCCCUUUCAAGGAAAUGAAAAAAAGUCAGGAUGCCCAUAUAGGACUUUAUAGGCUCUAAGUUUCCCAAUAAAUACACUUCAAGCCGCCGUGUGCCUAUAUAAGGACAUAAAAAGUCCUUUCGUUUGCCCACAUUAGCUGGUGGAGGGGAAAUAAAUUAAUUACAAAUAAUGAUCAUGGCGAGUGAUUUGGUUCUGGCAAAAGACAUUUAUCCCCACGUGACAGGAGACGCUUUCCGAAAGCAUGAACCCGGGCAACGUGGUGGCAUUCAAGAAUAUUUUCGCUGACUGGCACCCUGACAUGUAUCUGACAGGUGAAUGCAAUCCUCCCAUGUUCCGGUGAGAUGGUUAGCUUUACAGGUGUCCCCGGGUAGAAUCAUGCUGGAGCCAACAAAUGACUUUUUGUUUUCAUUCCGACAGAUCCUGUCUGAGACUUUGGUGUGUCAUUGUUCCUCUCGCUUGUUAGCGCUGAGAACUUUUUGUUCAAUGGAUCAUUUUCAGCCGCACCGUAAAUACAAAAAAAGCCGAAGAAGCUUGGUUCAAUGCUUUCUGUUGACAAAGCUUUCUUUCCCUCCAUCACUGAACUCUUUUUUAAGGUGACAAGCCUGCAACGAGAUUUAUUUAUUUUUCCUCCCCCAUUUCGGUCAAACCAGCUGCAAUUUGAAAGCAAGAAACAAGUAUAUUUCAAUCGUUCCUAGUGGAGUGUAUAUUUCAAGGUGUGUUUUAUAAUGUCAGAUAUUUUUGUAAGAAAAUAAAUCUCACGCUGUUUGGAGCAUUA